AUGGCUCGCCCUCCGCCCUCGCCGCACAAGCCGAGGCGUCGACCAAAGCUCGACCAGGGCAAGCUCUCCAAGUCCGAGGCCCUCGUGCGUGCCCCGGCGUUCCCUCUCGCGUCGUUCCUGUGGCCGGCUAGGAGCUCGGUGUCGCAGUGGGAGGUUCUACCGCUGAUUCUCAUGGUGGUUGGAUUGUUUCGGUGGGCUGCUGGGUUCUGGGGAUACUCGGGCUUCCAGAAACCCCCCAUGUUCGGCGACUACGAAGCCCAGCGACACUGGAUGGAAAUCACCACCCACCUCCCCAUCUCGCAAUGGUACUUCCACGACCUCCAAUGGUGGGGCCUCGACUACCCUCCCCUCACGGCCUACCAUAGUUGGCUCUGCGGCAAGAUUGGCUCCCUCAUCGACCCCGCGUGGUUCGCCCUCUUCACGUCCCGAGGCUCCGACGACCCUUCUCUAAAAGUCUUCAUGCGCGCCACCGUCAUCGUGUCCGAGUACCUCAUCUACAUCCCCGCCGCCGUCAUCUUCAUCCGCCGCUACAGCCGCCUCAAUGGCGUGUCCACCUGGAGCAUGGCUCUCGCCCUCACGGCCUUCCUCAUGCAGCCUGCUACCAUCCUCGUCGAUCAUGUCCAUUUCCAGUAUAACACCGUCAUGCUCGGCUUUGUCCUCGCUAGCAUGUCGAGCCUGCUCGCUGAGCGGUUUCUCUGGGCGUCGGUGUUCUUCGUCGCGGCGCUUGGGUUCAAGCAGAUGGCUCUUUACUAUGCCUUUGCUAUAUUCAGCUACCUGCUCGGCAGCUGCGUCACGCCGCGUAUUAACCUGCAGAGGCUGAUGGGUAUCGCGGCUGUUACGCUCAUUUCGUUCGCGCUGCUUGUUUUGCCUAUUGUUGUCGGCACUCUGCACGACGCGAGCCAAGGAAUCAAGGCUCGUCCGGACGGACCGCCGGAGCCGCUGCCACUCGCGCCGUGGCUCACGGACUACCUCGAUACCGAAUCGUUUUACUAUCCCGUGGUGGAACAACUAGUCCAAAUGGUGCACCGAGUCUUCCCAUUCGCGAGAGGUCUCUUCGAGGACAAGGUCGCCAACUUCUGGUGCGCCCUCAACGUCCUCAUCAAACUGCGCAAGUACCCUGCCGAACUGCUCCAAAAGGCCUCCCUCGCCGCGACGCUCCUCUCCAUCAUCCCCCCCAACGUCAUCCUCUUCCUCCGCCCACAAAAGACUCUCCUCCCUCUCGGCUUCGCCGCCACAGCCUGGGGCUUCUUCCUCUUCAGCUACCAAGUCCACGAAAAGAGCGUCCUCCUCCCACUCAUGCCCAUGACGCUCCUCCUUGCCGGUAAACACGGCAUUUCCAAGGACACCCGCGCGUGGGUGGGCUUCGCGAAUCUUCUGGGUUGUUGGACGAUGUAUCCCCUCCUCGCGCGCGUCGACCUGCGCAUCCCCUACGCCGUGCUCACGUUCCUUUGGGCCUAUCUCCUCGGCCUGCCGCCCACAUCGUUCAAUGUGUACUUUUCCGAUGCGCAGCACCUCCACGUUUGGGUCAAGUGGGCCACGGGCAUCGUGCAUCUCGGGUUCUACGUCGCCAUGGCGGCUUGGCAUGUUGCUGAGGCCUUUGUGCCGCCGCCCGUGGGGAAGCCGGAUCUUUGGGUUGUGGUGAAUGUUGGGAUCGGGACUGCUGGGUUUGUUGUUUGUUAUUUGUGGUGUUUGGGGAAGUUGGUUGUGGAGAGUGGACUGGUGGCGGCGAAGAAGGAGAAGACGAAGAAGCAGUGA
Molecule: messenger RNA, 1755 nt
Organism: Scedosporium apiospermum
Lineage: Eukaryota; Fungi; Ascomycota; Sordariomycetes; Microascales; Microascaceae
Product: putative dolichyl pyrophosphate Man9GlcNAc2 alpha-1,3-glucosyltransferase
Exons: 2
Coding region: 1-1755 (584 amino acids)
Biological process (GO): protein N-linked glycosylation
Cellular component (GO): endoplasmic reticulum membrane
Molecular function (GO): dolichyl pyrophosphate Man9GlcNAc2 alpha-1,3-glucosyltransferase activity
Source: RefSeq, a predicted model, not a curated record